This is a messenger RNA of Sphaeroforma arctica JP610, 160 nucleotides long. RefSeq lists its product as hypothetical. The transcript has a single exon. NCBI's taxonomy places the organism in Eukaryota, Ichthyosporea, Ichthyophonida. The record is from RefSeq and is a predicted model, not a curated record. The annotation marks the transcript as partial.
AUAAUGGUACUUGCUGGGUCAGACCAUUCUCUAUAUGUGAGUACUGAUUUCUGCCAAACAUGGAGUGAUGCGCACGCCAAGUUGGUACUGGCUGUGGACUGGGGCCCUGCGGAGGAGAAGUAUGAGAACACCGUAUUCUGGACCCAGAAGCGAAAGACAG